Molecule: messenger RNA, 2204 nt
Organism: Nelumbo nucifera (sacred lotus)
Lineage: Eukaryota; Viridiplantae; Streptophyta; Magnoliopsida; Proteales; Nelumbonaceae
Product: glutathione reductase, cytosolic
Biological process (GO): cellular response to oxidative stress; glutathione metabolic process; cell redox homeostasis
Cellular component (GO): mitochondrion; cytosol
Molecular function (GO): glutathione-disulfide reductase (NADPH) activity; flavin adenine dinucleotide binding; NADP binding
Source: RefSeq, a predicted model, not a curated record
AAUAACGAGAAUCGAAGAGAAGACCGACACGAAACUUGUCUACUUCCCUCCGCCUCUGUCAUCUAUGUAAUAAAAAAUCCUAAGAAUAUUAUUUUCACAUUUGGAUCAGUUCCUUUGCUGGCGGUCUCUCGGUUGACUAUUCUGCUUGCAUAGAAAAACUCGCAUUGAAGUUUCUGAUUCUCUGAUUCUCUCUUUGCAAAGUAAGUGAGUGAAGGAAAGCAAAUUCCAACUGGUUUCGUUGAGUCCCGUUUUACAGCUUGCUUCGUUCUGUAACCAUGUCGAGAAAGAUGCUUAUCGAUGGAGAGGUGGGCAGCUCCAAUGAAGAAGAAGCGCAGUUCGAUUUUGAUCUGUUUGUUAUCGGCGCUGGAAGUGGUGGUACGCGUGCCGCCAGAUUUUCUGCUGGAUACGGAGCUAAGGUUGCAAUUUGUGAGCUUCCGUUUCAUCCAAUCAGCUCAGAAGUCGUCGGUGGAGUCGGUGGAACGUGUGUUAUUCGUGGUUGUGUUCCUAAAAAAAUUUUGGUAUAUGGAGCAUCUUACGGAGGUGAAUUUGAGGAUGCAAGAAAUUAUGGGUGGGAACUGAAUAAAAAUAUUGACUUCAACUGGAAAAAACUGCUUCAUAACAAGACACAAGAAAUAGUUAGAUUAAAUGGAAUAUACAAGCGAUUAUUGUCAAAUACUAGGGUUAAAUUGUUUGAAGGCGAGGGGAGGAUAAUUGGCCCCCAUGAAGUUGAGGUGAUACAGAUAGAUGGUACUAAACUGUGCUAUUCUGCAAAGCAUAUCCUGAUUGCUACUGGCAGCCGGGCCCAGCGUCCAUCUAUCCCUGGACAGGAAUUGGCCAUUACUUCUGAUGAAGCUUUGAGCUUGGAUGAGUUACCAAAGCGAGCCGUGAUACUGGGGGGAGGGUACAUUGCUGCUGAAUUUGCUUCAAUAUGGAAUGGGAUGGGUGCUACUGUGGACCUACUAUUCAGAAAAGAACUUCCUUUAAGAGGUUUUGAUGAUGAAAUGAGGGCUGUGGUGGCAAAAAAUCUUGAAGGCAGGGGAAUCAGAUUGCACCCGGGAACAAACAUAUCUGAGUUGAUUAAAACAGAGGAUGGCAUAAAAGUUCUCACAGAUCAUGGGGGAGAGUUGAUGGCAGAUGUUGUAUUGUUUGCCACUGGUCGGAUUCCAAAUACAAAGAGGCUGAACCUGGAAUGUGUAGGUGUUGAGCUUGAUGCCACUGGAGCUGUGAAGGUAGAUGAGUACUCCCGAACCAAUGUCCCUAGCAUAUGGGCUGUUGGUGAUGUUACUAACCGAAUGAAUCUUACUCCUGUGGCUUUAAUGGAGGCAACUUGCUUUUCGAAAACUGUUUUUGCCGAUCAACCUAGUAAACCUGACUACAACAGUGUACCUUGUGCUGUGUUCUGUAUACCUCCUCUUUCAGUAGUGGGCCUCAGUGAACAGCAGGCUAUAAAGCAAGCAAAGGGUGAUAUUCUGGUUUUUACAUCAACAUUUAAUCCAAUGAAGAAUACUAUCUCUGGGAGGCAAGAAAAGACAGUGAUGAAGCUUGUUGUUGAUGCCGAGACAGAUAAGGUUCUAGGGGCAUCCAUGUGUGGGCCUGAUGCUCCUGAAAUUAUUCAGGGCAUUUCUAUUGCACUGAAGUGUGGAGCAACCAAGGCACAAUUUGACAGCACGGUUGGAAUUCACCCUUCUGCAGCUGAAGAGUUCGUGACAAUGCGUUCUGUAACAAGGCGUGUUUCUGCAGGGAGCAAACCAAAAACAAAUCUAUGAGGAAAAGAGAUUUGAAAUGAUGGAGACCAUUUGGAAAAGAUUCUUUUAAUUUUUCUUCUUGUUGUUCCACAUCCUACACACCUGAUGGAAAUAAAAAAGAAGAGAGAAAUAGAUUGGGUAUUGCGACUCUUGUCAUUCUCAUCUCUUGAGACUUGAUAAAAUCUACACUACAUAUUAUAGCAGGGAAAGGGUGGCAUGACUCUCCCAAUGAUUUUGUAUUUUUUUUCAAAAAAUUGUAAAAUCAGAUUUGCAGUGAGAUUUGGUGUGUUUGUCUGUUUGUUUCCUCCUUUUUCUUUUUAUUUAUAUUUUGUUGAGAGAGAUGUUUUAUGUUAAUUCUUGGGAAGCAGGGUAAUCGAGUAAUUAUCAUAAACAUGCCAUUAUUGUACUUUGCACUUAUUCUCUAUUAAUAUAGGGAAAAUCUAUGAUGUAGAUAUGGUA